GCGACCUGGGCAAGCUCUCCGUCACACCACCCGUGGUUCAAGAUGUCCUCUCUCAAACGCAAGCUUUCUUCUGACGGUGACACCAGCAACGAGGACGACAGCCGCGACUCUCUAUCCACCCUCCAUCAUCACAAACGCAGACGUUCCACUACUCUCGAACGCGAUCUUGCUAGCCUCUCGCUCUCAAACGUGAGGCAUGGCGUCGCAUCCUCACCAGUGACUUCUCUUGCCAACUACCAACGAUCCGAAUCACCGCUCUCUGACACGUUUAUGGACACCGAUGUGUCGCCGUCCAGAGAAACACCCAUGUCUGCUGUCUCGACGGAGGAAGCUAUCCCAGAGGUAAAGAUGAGCUCGUCAAGCUGGUACGAACCUGAGAAAGACCGUAUCGUCGUAACCGACCUCGACGGUUCGUCGUCAGACGAAGAAGACGGCGAGAGUACCACGGAAGAACUCAUCUCACCAGCUGUUCGGGAACACCUCAUGCAGACCACACACACCUUGCUGACGAUUCCCCGCCCACUACCCAACCCAGAAUCGACACCAAACCAGAACCAGGCGCUAGUCCUUUUCAACCCGGAUUACUCGAAGGCGUUCGAGGGGCCGACCAUCACAACCUAUCACCCCGUCUCGACAUCCACAUGUUCUUUACCUUUACACGACGAUGACGCUAUGGAGAUUGAGAUGUGAUGGACGUACAGAGUGUAGCUCCCAAAUCGCUCCAUGUCUCUCAAGUAUCGUAGUUACGCACUUUAC
Molecule: messenger RNA, 756 nt
Organism: Stereum hirsutum FP-91666 SS1
Lineage: Eukaryota; Fungi; Basidiomycota; Agaricomycetes; Russulales; Stereaceae
Exons: 2
Coding region: 43-690 (215 amino acids)
Source: RefSeq, a predicted model, not a curated record